UCCAUCGACUCUUAUCUCAGCUACGUCAUGGAAAACCGGCAGAUCCUAGCCCUUUCGCGUUACGGCAUGAUCGUCGCGGGAAUAUGGCGGCUUCCUUUCACUUCGCGAGCCGCCGUACGAAAAUUCUACGCGUUGUAUUCCGCAUUUGUUCAUGUUUUCUUUGCCGCGUUCGUCGCGUCCAUGCUGAUACGUUUCCUCAUACUGGUCGCUGAAAAGUCUUCUGCCGAAUUACUUUUCGGUAGCUUCGCUUACCUGAUUUCAUUCUAUAUCACCGCGAUCAAAGCGGUACUUUGUCAAUCUAGCGAAUUUAAACGAAUCCUCUCUUACAUCGUCGAGGAAGAACGCCGGAUGGCAAUGUCAAACAAUCAGGAGCUGUUCCGGUGUCACCUGGUUCAGAUCCGUUUUGCCGAAAGGAUCAACCUCGGCAUAUUCAGCAUCACCGUGGGUCUGAGCGUGUCUGCAGUCAUGGCGAAUGCAAUGCAAAGAGCCAACGUGGAAGAGUACAACAGAUCCUACAACGCUAGUCUCGAGAAACACUUCGUCUAUGAGCUUUACUACGCGAAGGUAAACACCGAGGAUCACGAAAGGUUGCUGGCGAUACUGCACGCAUUCACCACCGCUUGGAUUCUCUUUGUCGGAUCUUCAACCCAGUGCAUUUUUAUUACGUGUAUCGUUUUCGCUUCAUCUGUAUUCAAGACGUUGCAGAUCAAGCUGAGAAUGUUGUCGACAGAAGAUGCGUUGAAAAACUUGAGAAGUCUCGUCGUCGAACAUCAAAACGCGAUCCUGUUCGGAGUCAAACUAAAUUCUUCGGUGAAGUACCUGAUGUUGAUGGACUUUCUGUUCAGCUCGCUCAACAUAGGACUGGUGCUGAUUCUUCUGCUGCGGGCGGAAAAUACCACCCAAUUUACCACGUCGUUUUACGCCUGUCGCUUGAUCACCAUCAUUUUCGCCAUUGGUUGGUGUUCCAACGAAGUCCAAAUCCAGAGUCUCGGACUAAGCGACGCGAUCUACGAAAGUCCGUGGUACGAGCAAACUGAGGACGUCAAGAAAAUACUGCUGAUGAUGAUUGUGAGAGUACGGAAACCAGUGGCGCUGACCAUAGGCCCUUUCGACGAAAUGACGCUCCAGUCGUCGCUAAGGAUAAUGAAAGCGGCGUAUUCCUACUGUGGCAUAAUGGCGAAGAAGUACAACUGACGGCAAUAUGAAAAACGAUUAACGGACAACGGAGGGGAGAUAAUAAAAACGGAAUAAAAUUAUUUCAUCUCAGG
Molecule: messenger RNA, 1268 nt
Organism: Cylas formicarius (sweet potato weevil)
Lineage: Eukaryota; Metazoa; Arthropoda; Insecta; Coleoptera; Brentidae
Exons: 4
Coding region: 28-1194 (388 amino acids)
Biological process (GO): sensory perception of smell; detection of chemical stimulus involved in sensory perception of smell
Cellular component (GO): plasma membrane
Molecular function (GO): odorant binding; olfactory receptor activity
Source: RefSeq, a predicted model, not a curated record